Oncorhynchus tshawytscha (Chinook salmon) is the source of this 8246-nucleotide messenger RNA. RefSeq names its product unconventional myosin-XVI-like. Lineage: Eukaryota; Metazoa; Chordata; Actinopteri; Salmoniformes; Salmonidae. Gene Ontology annotation, molecular function: cytoskeletal motor activity; actin filament binding; ATP binding. Gene Ontology annotation, cellular component: myosin complex; nucleoplasm; perinuclear region of cytoplasm. Gene Ontology annotation, biological process: neuron projection morphogenesis; phosphatidylinositol 3-kinase/protein kinase B signal transduction; negative regulation of G1/S transition of mitotic cell cycle. The record is from RefSeq and is a predicted model, not a curated record.
AAGCAGAGGGAGGUGUGUGUGUGUCUGACACAUAAAUCUGUAGUGGAAAUGUGUGUGUCAGGUGUGAAGCAUUGCGUCAGGGGGGUGUGUUGCAAUGGGGCGGGUCUACUGUGCUGUCAGUCAGUGGUGUGCAAUGAGCACGUGCGCCGGUCAUGAUUGGGGAGAGGUUGUGUGGCGGUUAUCUGGCCGACGGCUGGGAGAGCUGCAAGCGCUGCAACUCUACGAUGCUGUGUCUGCCUGCUGACUGUGUGUGUGUGUGUGUGUGUGCUCUGCUGCCAUCUGAAUCCUAUAGUGAAUAAUGCAGAGAGGAGCGGAGUCGAUAGCAGCUGAAUGAAUAAUGCAUGGUGCUGGGUUACUAGCACUGCUGUUAGCUUAGCCAUAGCUGGAGGGAACCUGUGGCUGACUGUCUCUGACUAUCUGUCUGACUGAUAAAAGGACAACAUGUCCCACUACCAUUUCAUCAAAUGCUGUUGUUUUCAGCUAUGUAACGUGUUUCGUCAGAACAUGGAGAUCGACCAGUGUCUGCUGGAGUCUCUCCCGUUUGGCCAGCGGCAGCGGCUGGUCAUGAGAAUGCGCUGUGACCAAAUAAGGGCGUACUACGAGCGGGAGAACACCCUGCAGAAACCGGGAGGCGGAGACAAGGUCAAAGCCCCGUCCACCAGCCACAGGAAGAGGCACCGCAUUUGCUUCAGCCUUUGUGAUGUCAUACAGGAUGCCAUCAUACGGCACGAUGACAAAGAAGUGCUGUGUCUGCUGAAGGAGGGAGCUGACCCCAACACUCCUAUCUCCUCUGGUGGUUCUCUUCUACACCUGUGUGCUCGCCAUGACAACGUGUUUGCUGCAGAGGUUUUGAUUGAGCGAGGGCUUAACAUCAACCUGCAGGAUGAGGACCUCUGGACAGCCCUGCACGUGGCAUGUGUGUGUGACCACGCCGACAUGGUGCUGCUGCUAUUGCUGGCUGGGGUGAAUGUUCUACUGCAGGAUGUGAAUGGGAACAUUCCACUGGACUACACCACCGAGGGAACUGAGACCAGCUACAUCAUCCGAAAACACCUGGAGGAAAACGUUCCAGGUGUAGAUGUGCCGUCCAUGCACACCAUGCGUACGCAGAGGCCCAGCACCAUGUUGUCUGAUGUUAGUCAGCUGGUCUCCAGCAGGGGCAGUCUCAACUUACGCAACGAUGACGGGGUCACUCUGCUCCACAUAGCGUGUGCUAGCGGCUACAGAGAGGUGGUGUCCGUGCUGCUGGAGCACGGGGUGGACCCUCAGCCCUCCGACAACAGCUAUUGGACACCUCUCCACCUGGCUGCCAAAUAUGGACAGACAAGCAUCGUUAGCCAGCUGCUGAAGCACAGAGCAGAUCCAACUCUCCUAAACUGCAACCAAGACAAGCCCUCAGGCAUAGCAGCAUCCGACCCCAUCAUGAACAUGCUGCUGAGAGCAGAGGAAUGCUGGGUAGAGAGACUGAAGGACCCCUCUGUCCCACCGGCCCCUACAGACAAACACUACGAUGGAGGCGAACACGACCACACCAUCCCUGUCAAGAACCUGACCCCCCUGUCCAUGCCCCUCUCUAAGAGGGACAGUCUGUUGGAGAAGUGUGCCAUGUUCAGGGAGUUGGGAGGGGGGCUGAGCAGAUAUCCUUCACAGGACAAUGGUCUAGAUGGAUCCACAGGACCCUGCAAACUGGAGCAGGUGAAGCUGAUGCCUCCGGCGCCUAAUGAUGACCUGGCGUCUCUCAGUGAGCUCACAGACAGCAGCCUGCUCUACGAGAUGCAGAAACGCUUUGGCAACGACCAGAUAUAUACCUACAUCGGACACAUUCUCCUCCUGGUCAAUCCGAACAAAGACCUCCCCAUCUACUCUACACUGGUGAGUCAGUUGUAUCUGAGUUCUUCAGGGCGUUUGUGCUCCUCUCUGCCUCCUCACAUCUUCUCCUCAGCAGAGAGGGCCUACCACAUGAUGCUGCAGGAGCGACGCCCACAAUGCUUCAUCCUCAGUGGGGAGAGUGGUUCUGGGAAGACGGAGGCCUGUAAACACAUAGUGAGACACCUGGCAGUGAGGUCCAACCCCAAAGGCUUCUCUCUUGAGCCCAGGAUGAAGCACGUGAACUGUAUCCUGGAGGCAUUUGGUCAUGCCAGUACUCCUGUGAAUGACAACUCCAGUCGCUUCAUCAAACUCCUCAGCCUGCAGUACUGUGACAAGAGAAGGACACUACUCAGAGCGAGGAUAUACACGUACAUGCUAGAGAAGUCACGGGUGGUCCACCUGCCUAGUCAGCAACACAACUUCAACAUCUUCUACCUGAUGGCUGAAGGCUUGUCGCCUGAGGAGAAGUGUGCCCUGUACCUCAAUAACAUCCUAGCUCACAGGUACCUGACUGCAGGUGUUCCAGCAGUAGAUUCCCCUCCUGUGGCCACUGCCUCAACUCAGAGUAGAGACCGUCUCACUGCAAUCAAACAGGCCCUCAGAGCACUGGGCUUCAAUAAACUGGAAGUGGACAGUGUGUUUAUGCUGCUGUCAGCAGUGCUGCAUGUUGGGGACCUGUGCUUCACAGCCCUGACAGACGCUGAGAUAGCCUACCCCUCUGACCUGCAGCUGCUGGAGCGAGUGUCUGGAAUGCUACAGGUGUGUUCUGAUGACCUGAGUACUGCCCUCACCUCUGAUGUGCAGUACUUCAAAGGUGAUGUCAUCACACGCCGCCACACGGUGGAGAUGUCAGAGAACUCCAGAGACCAGCUGGCUAAGGCUGUGUACGGACGUCUCUUCAGCUUCCUAGUCAACAACAGUAACUACUACCUACAGGGACAGGACCACAGCACGGGAGAUCCAGCGCUUGAGAUUGGAAUCCUGGACAUCUUUGGAUUUGAGGAAUUCCAGAGUAAUGGAUUUGAGCAGCUGUGUGUGAACAUGACCAACGAGCGUGUGAGGCUGUACGUCUCAGAGGUGCUGUUCCAUCAGGAGCAGGCCGAGUGUCUACAGGAGGCCAUCGCCAUGGAGACGCUCCGGUCGCCCAGCAACCAACCUGCUGUUCUAGACUUCUUCCUGAAGCCUCAGGGUCUGCUGUCUGUGAUGGAUGAGGAGAGCCAGUCGCUGAGGCCUACAGAACAGACCCUCUACAAGAGACUGCAGUCACACCUCGACAACACACCCACACAUGGUAUCUCCUUGACAACCAAGGACGGCAACGGCAACCCCCCGCCCAUAGACCAGGGUCCUGCCUUCACUGUGAAACACUACACAGGCCAAAUGGCCUAUGACCUCACAGGAACACUGGUGAAGAACAAGGACUCCCUCCCCCAAAACCUGCUUCUUGUUCUGAAGUCCAGUGAGAGUGUGUUGGUGCAGCAGUUGUUCAAGUCCAAGCUGACCCAGACUGGGUCUCUGGUACCGGGCCAGGCCAGAAUGGCUCUGAGAGGGACCAAAGCAGCCCUGCUCCUUCACAGGAUGUCAUCCCCCUCCAGCCUCUCCCCCGCAGGCCGCGAGCCUCGGAGGUACCUGGACCUCACCAAGCUCUUGAAGAAGAAGGGAGCGACCUCUUUCCUGCAGAGGCUGGAGAGGUGUGGUCCAGUUACGGUCGCUGUGCAGCUGAGGAACUCUCUGUCAGAGGUGGUCAGUAAGCUACAGGCGUGCACCCCUCACUUUGUGGAGUGUGUACGUCCCAACAGCAGUGACAUGGCGGACAGCUUUGACAGUUGCCACGUGUCUACCCAGCUGCAGUACGUCGGGGUGCUGGAGAUGGUUCGGAUGAUCCGCUAUGGCUACCCUGUACGCCUGCCCUUCCACAGCUUCCUCACCAGGUACAGAGACCUAGUGGACACCACUCUAGCUGACAAGAAGAAGCUUUCAUCAGAGGAGAAAUGUUGCUUUGUUCUGCAGCAGUGCAAACUCCAAGGAUGGCAGAUGAGCAACAGUAAGGUAUUUCUGAGGUACUGGCAAGCUGACCAGCUCAACGACCGCUGCCACCAACUACACAGGAAGAUCAUCAUCUGCCAGAAAGUGAUCCGUGGCUGGCUGGCCAGGCAGCGUGUGCGCCAUAGACUGUCGUCCCAGCCGACUGAGGACCGCAGUAUCCAGAGGUUCCUCCAGGGGGCAGAAGACCAGGGCCUAUGCACCUACGACCACCUGGUCAUCCAGAACGCCUCUGACAUCGCCCGCGAGAGCAACCACCAGCGCUGCCAUGGCAACGGGUCACACAGCAACAGUCCGCCCCUCGGUGAGAGGCCCGAGCCAGUUGGCGAAGAGGAGGACACCCCCAAAAGGGUUGUGGAGAAGGGGAGAAACCAAGACGGUUCUGUCAAUGGGGGGAGACGGAAUAUCCGCCACUUCCGCUCCAGCUCAGUGCCCAUCCCCCUGGUUAUAGAGAACUUGGUACAUUCCAGCCAUGGCCCAUCCACCAGACCGGCCCUUCAACAGGCGGCCCAUACCACUGAGGAUGGGGGAGGCCUGGCAUCACCACGGAAACAGCCUCCCCCUAAACCCAAGCGGGACCCCAGCACUCGUCUGAGUGCGUCCUACGAGGCGGUCAGUGCCGGACUGACACUGGGACCCCCGAGAGAGAGCCCAACUCCUGAAGGCUAUGGGUCCCCUGCAGGGAGCCCCCCCAAAACACAGCUGUCACCUACUGAUGCUCUGUCCAAGCCGCGACCCCACAGUGAUGACUACACAACCAUGAGGAAGGUGCCUCCUCCCAAGCCCAAGAGGAACCCCAACACCAAGCUCACUGGCUCCUAUGAAGAGAUCAACGCUGCCGGCUUUAACCACCUCCAGCUCCGCCCCACUGAUGUCAAACUGGCCCUGCUGUCCCGCACUGGAGGGCUAGGGGGUAUGGGGUGUCUGAGAGGGCUGAUACAGCGUGCAGCGUCUGUGGACGGCCCACAGGGCGCGACACUGAGCCUGCACCAUAACCAGGAUGAGGAGGAUGUGUACAUAGAGAUGGUGGGGGCUCAAGGCAGGAGUUACAGUCUGGGAGGGAGUUACCAGGACCCCCCCGACAGCCCCGAGCAGGGAGACACCGAGGCCGUCUACGAGGAGAUGAAAUACUUCCUUCCCGAGGAGGCGGGACUUCCUGUGGGAGGGGCAGUUGCUGCGUCGAAGGCAGCUGGGAAGCUGGAGGCGUUAGGGUUGAUGUUAGGGGGGUUAGGGUUGGGCUUGUCUCCCUCUCAGAGUGGAGAGGGGAAGAGGGCAGGGCUGGGGGGUGUAUCUACUUCCAUCGAGGCCCAAACAUCUGCCCCCGGAGGAAACAGCAAGCCCCCUCAUAGUAAAGAAGGAGGGUGUGACAUCCCUGCACCAUUCCCCAACCUGCUCACCCACCGCCCCCUCUCCUGUGUUCCCCCCUCCCCUGUCACCUGUUCACCUGCGUCUGACGAGUCGCCCCUCACCCCUCUGGAGGUGAAGAUGCUGCCUGUGUUUGAGUCCAACCUGAACUACGCCGGCCCAGACAGCCCCCUCUCACCUCAGUACUACCGCCAGCGCGCUGACUCCUCCCCCUCGCUUUCCGUCCUCCUCCCAGACAAGCCCAAUCCUCCCCUCACCCCUCCGCCUCCCCCUCCUCCCGCCAAUGCCCUGCCCCCCUAUCGCCCCCUCCCACUUUCCCUUCCCCCAGAGUCCAGCAUACUCUCCCUUACCCGGGCUGCUUCUAUCACAGGUGGGGGUGGCUUGGAAUCUCCCAAGCCCUCCUACGCCUCCUCGUCUCAUAGGGCUGCGGGGGACAAGCCCCCUCCCUACUCUCCGGCCAAGUCCACCCGCCCAGAGCCGCGCCGUGCCCACUCCUGCUCAUCCUCGCCCCUGCUGUUCAACCCAGCCAACGGGAGACCCCUGACCAGCCCUCAGCCAGCCCUGGAUGAGCUCAACACCCUGUUCAGCUCUGGACGCAGCCUGCUCAAGAAGACCACUACAGGACGCAAGAUGAGGGAGGGAGGGUUCAACUCCAACAUCAACCUGCCAGGGAGAGAUGAGCACCCAGGCUCCACCCCCUCCUCCCUGUCUCCACAGCUACAGGACAAGAACGCCAACAACCACGCCCCCCACCCACCAAGCCACACCCCCGUAGAGAAUGGCAACCGGCUGUCUAAUGGUUCAAUGGAAGAUGAGGGUCACAUCAAGUCAAACUCCUCCAGCUCAUCGUCUCUGCACAGACAUAUGGACAGACAUCACACCCAGAGGGGUCAUCUCAACUUCUCACCCUUCGGUGCAGGGGCUGCGCUCUAAGGCAGGGGGCGCUGGGAGCACCCCUCACGUUUAGGGACGAGGUGAUCCAACAUCUGCGUGGGUGUGGAGGAAACGCGGGUGCUGACCUGGGGGAGGGGCGGGCCGACUGGAGGACCCAACGGGACACCAACGGAACACUACGAAACCCGGACAGUACGCUGGCCUGGGCCAAUAGGAGGUCCUCUCCAUAGUGGGAGAAUGGCCGAUCGACCACCCCUCUCCUCUCCUCACACAUCCUCUCCUGUCUACACCCUGCCUCCUGCCCCUCCCUCCUGCCCAGGUCUGCCACCCCAUUGGGCAAAGGAUAGGUCCAUCAGAGAGUGAGACAAUGCAUAAGAUAAGACAAUCCAACCGACAAGAGCAUUUAAAAGAAAGGAGGGAGAAAUGGAAUAGAGCAGCAAUCACAAUCCAUGUCCCUCCUUCCUCUCUCUCUCUGUCUCUCUCAGUCUCUCUCUCUGUCUCUCUGUCUCUCAGUCUCUCUCUCUCUCUCUGUCUCUCAGUCUCUCAGUCUCUCAGUCUCUCUCUCUCUCUCUCUCUCUCUCUCUCUCGCUCUCUAAACCUGAUAGUAGGAGGGGGCUUGGCGUGACAGAGCAGGGAUUGCAGAAGUUCUGUGAACAGGGACUCUCCUCCAGCUCAGAACCCAGAGAGGGAGCCUCGUCAUUGGGCUAGAUCUGUGCCUAUGUGCAGAACAGAGCAUGUGUAUACCCCCCUGUACAUAUCCUCUGUUGAAUCUCACUGGUCUGGUGUUCAGAACAGUCACCAUAUCUAGGACCAGGACGUUUUCCAGAUCAUGUGAUCUGAGUAGGUAAAACUCCUGUCUAGUCCUCUGAACUCCUUCAGGUAUCAGCUACCGCUUUAGCCUCGCACAGGCAACUAGGUGCUUCAGGUGCUUCUGUAACCCUGGCAACAAUAGAUCAGAGGUCAAGGAAACCCCAAGGUGCACUUCUUUCACCCCCUGCUAGCCACCAGCCUUUCGCUUUAGCACAAAACUAUAUGGAAGAGCCACAACAAACACCAUACUGAGUGCAGAUAUGUACUGCCCCCACUGGCCCAGUGAUGGAUACUAAUCCCAGAAAACACGAUGGGGAUAGUAGCUAGUUCAUGUAGAAAGAACGCCAUUGGUCAGAUUGUAUCAAUGUUCUGUAAGGUUUUUACUGGCCUUAGUGCCAUAUAACAGGAGGCCAGUCAAACUCAGCUACAGAUAAUGUAUUUUACUGAUGAGUUAAUGUGUAAAGCACACAAACAGACUGAAUAGGGAACAGUGUAGAUGACCAACACACAACUAUCUCUGGCAGUCCCUCAAUGUACUUCUUAUCUCAUAGAAAUAAACUGUAGUUUCUUCAUAUUAGUACUUUAUUCAUAUUAUUUUCCCAUUAGUGGCACCUGAAUCAUUUGAUGUGUUACAUCUUAUGUAAAACAAUGUUAGGAGUCUACAAGUUUCUGUAGAAUUCAAGGCUGCAACUCAAGCACAACUGAGUUCUCAAGUAAAGCUACCCUCAACCUCCUCAUUCCCCCACCCUGUCUCCUCAUUACCCUCCCAACCUCAAUAAUAUCCCAUCACCGCCUUCAGGAUGCUGUAGGGGUUAGAGGGCGUUGCCAGGGUAACCUCCCUGUAAAUAAUGGCUGACAUUUAAUGUGGUUUUGACUAGAUGAGCUACAGCAUAUGUCAGAAUAGACUUUUCAUAGCAGGUUAGAAGAAUGUACGCAGCAGGUUAGGAGAAUUAGGUUGUUAGGAAAAGGGUUAGGGUUAGCUAAAAUGCUGUAUCCCAUCUAGCCAUGACCAUUUAAUGUCCAAAUGUUUUAUUUACUAUAGCAGAAGAGCACAGAAAUGGAAAGAUGGAAAGAGAAAAUUGUCUAUAUGGAAGAUAGUUUCAUGCAAUGACUGAGGCAAAGAGCAGAGGUUUAUUUUAUAAUGUGAAUACCUUUUUUUGCCAUAUGAUUGCCUAUUGAUAUGAAACUUCUUUAUACUGCAUUUAUCUUGUGUGCUUGUUUGUUUCCCUGUGACUCCAUUGUAAAACUGUUCCAGUGGAGAAAGA